Olea europaea var. sylvestris is the source of this 1128-nucleotide messenger RNA. RefSeq names its product putative clathrin assembly protein At1g25240. Lineage: Eukaryota; Viridiplantae; Streptophyta; Magnoliopsida; Lamiales; Oleaceae. Gene Ontology annotation, cellular component: clathrin-coated vesicle; clathrin-coated pit. Gene Ontology annotation, biological process: vesicle budding from membrane; clathrin coat assembly; clathrin-dependent endocytosis. The transcript has a single exon. Bases 1 to 1128 code for a protein of 375 amino acids. Gene Ontology annotation, molecular function: 1-phosphatidylinositol binding; SNARE binding; phosphatidylinositol-4,5-bisphosphate binding. The record is from RefSeq and is a predicted model, not a curated record.
AUGAGGCUCUGGAGAAGGGCUUCCGCAGUGUUGAAGGAUCAAAAUAGCAUCUGGAUCGCCAGUCUGUCUAGGCGGACAGCGCUCCGGAAUCCUGACAUUGAAUCGGCCGUCAUAAAAGCCACGAACCACGACGAAUUCUCUAUUGAUGUUAAGAAUACAGAUAGGGUUUUCAAAUGGAUUCGUCUCUCGACUUGCCAUGUCAAGCCUCUUGUUUGGUCCAUAUCAAAUCGAAUGAAGAAAACAAGAAGUUGGGUGGUGGCUCUUAAAGUUUUGAUUCUCAUGCAUGGUGUCAUUAACUGUAAUGUCCAGGCCGUUCAGAAAAUUGGAAAGUUGCCAUUUGAUCUGUCAGAUUUUACAGAUGGGCAUUCUGAUCCAGGGAAAACAUGGGCACACAACUCGUUUAUACGUCAAUACUAUGCGUUUCUUGAUCAGAAAUCGAUCACUAUUUAUCAGAAUUUCGAGGAACGCAAAGCACAGAAAAUUGUUUCGAUAAUUAAAGAGCUUCAAUUGCUGCAGAAGCUGCAAGGUUUGCUUGAUUUGUUGAUGCAGAUUAAACCAAAGUCAAAUGCAACCAGGGUCCCUCUUGUGCUGGAUGCAAUGGAUGGAAUUAUCAUUGAGAUUUUUGAUAUUUACAGCAAAAUAUGUAGAGGGAUUGCCAUCAUUCUUGUUAAUAUUUAUUCUGCUAAAAAAGCCGAGGCAACAAUGGCACUCGAACUUGUGCAGAAGGCGAAAGCCCAAGGCGACGAUCUUUCUUUAUACAUCGAAUUCUGCCAACAGAUCGGGGUAGUGAAUGCAUUAGAAUUUCCCAUGGUUGAAAAAGUUCCAGAAGAGGGAAUUGAAGAACUUGAGCAAAUAAUAAUUGGAUUAUCAGAGUCUGAGAAAUCCGUUGGGAAUGAAUUGGAUUCGAAACAACAGGAAGAUACAGCGAUUGUUGUCGUAGAAUCUGAAAAUUCCAAUGAAGGAAAAGACUCGAAGAGAACAACUAUAAUCACCGAUAAAUGGGAGAAAUUUGAAGAAGAUCUCAUGAUCAUCAGCCAAGAAAAUCCCUUCUCCCCGUCUUGGGUUUCACCUGUCCUUCAUUCAAAGAUAAACAAUCAAGAACAGCUUCCAGAUUUGAUCAGCUUCUAG